Messenger RNA from Rhea pennata, 1850 nucleotides. RefSeq names its product methylenetetrahydrofolate dehydrogenase (NADP+ dependent) 2, methenyltetrahydrofolate cyclohydrolase (gene MTHFD2). The transcript has 8 exons. The record is from RefSeq and is a predicted model, not a curated record. Gene Ontology annotation, biological process: tetrahydrofolate interconversion. Lineage: Eukaryota; Metazoa; Chordata; Aves; Rheiformes; Rheidae. Gene Ontology annotation, cellular component: mitochondrion. The coding region runs from base 22 to 1071 and encodes 349 amino acids. Gene Ontology annotation, molecular function: methenyltetrahydrofolate cyclohydrolase activity; methylenetetrahydrofolate dehydrogenase (NADP+) activity; methylenetetrahydrofolate dehydrogenase (NAD+) activity.
GCCCGCCGUCGCCGCGCAGCCAUGGCAACCGCGCUGAGCCCUCUGCGCGCCCUGCGCCGCGCCGCGCCAUGCCCCGGCGGCGGCGGCCGCCUCCUCCCGCCGCUGCCGCCGCGGAGCCGCCGCCUGCACCUCACGGCGCCCAGCAAUGAUGCGGUUGUAAUUUCUGGAAGGAAGCUGGCCCGGCAGAUCAGACAGGAAGCCCGUCACGAGGUGGAGCAGUGGGUGGCAGCCGGGAACAAGAGACCUCACCUCAGUGUUGUUCUUGUUGGUGAAAAUCCUGCAAGCCACUCGUAUGUGCUGAACAAAACCAGGGCAGCUGCUGAUGUAGGAAUCAGCAGUGAGACGAUCCUCAGGCCAGCCUCUAUUACUGAAGAGGAGCUACUGGAUUUGAUUAGCAAACUAAAUAAUGAUGCCAAUGUGGAUGGCCUGUUAGUGCAGCUUCCUCUACCUGAACAUAUUGAUGAGCGAAAGAUCUGCAAUGCUGUGACGCCGGACAAAGAUGUGGAUGGCUUUCAUGUGAUAAAUGUGGGGCGUAUGUGCCUAGACCAGUAUUCCAUGCUGCCAGCUACCCCGUGGGGGGUGUGGGAGAUCAUUAAGAGGACUGGCAUCCCGACACUGGGGAAGAACGUGGUCGUGGCUGGCAGGUCGAAGAACGUGGGAAUGCCCAUUGCCAUGCUGCUGCAUACGGAUGGCAGGCACGAACGCCCAGGAGGUGAUGCCACAGUAACAAUAUCUCACCGCUACACUCCCAAGGAGCAGCUGAAGCAGCACACGAUUCGGGCCGAUAUCGUGGUAGCAGCGGCAGGCAUACCCAAUCUGAUCACAGCUGACAUGAUCAAAGAAGGAGCUGCAGUUAUUGAUGUGGGCAUAACUAGAGUGCAGGAUCCUGUCACUGCCAAACCAAAACUGGUUGGAGAUGUGGAUUUUGAAGGGGUGAAGAAGAAAGCCAGUUACAUCACUCCAGUCCCCGGGGGAGUUGGGCCCAUGACAGUUGCCAUGCUGAUGAAGAACACUAUCAUUGCUGCCAAGAAACUAUUGCAACCUAAAGAGCUGAAGGCACUGACUGUUUAACGUGGGGACUCUCUUUAGCACUGAAAACAACAUUCCAAAUCGACUCCCAAGCAGGCCGAUAGAAAAUGCAAUAUUUUUAUUUAUUGUCUGGAAGUGAAUUUACUCUUCUGCAGUCAUAGAUAUUUAUUUGAAGCUGAAGUAUAUGUGCAUUAGUUGUACUAAGGCGUAAGCAUCUAAACUCUUGGCCUACUCAGUGUGUCAUGACUUCUAGCAAAGCUGCUUGGUUUAAGCUAGCUCUUCUCUACGAAGUCAAACCUGUAGCCUGCACCCCUCUUGCUGGCACUAGGGAGCAGUCUGGGUGUGCAGCUCCUGCAGGAGCUUCACACGGUGCUAGCACGCCUGCGCGAGGCGGAGUACUGCUCCACAGUGCCAAACAAAUGGCCUUGAUGUUUCCGUUCUCUCAAAUGCCCAGUCUAGGCAGACUGCUAGCAUUUGACUUGCUCUGAACUUGUUUACUUGACUCCCACGUUUAGUUUGAGUUAAGCUGUUCUGUAGAAGUUACUUGAAACAAGCCAUAUGUCUCUCCUCAGCCUAUCUGGAUCCCUGAGCAUUGGUAGAUCAGGUGGAACAUGUUCUUCUAGUGUGCAGCUAAGCUGGUAUUUGCUAGUGGGAUGGUGACUUUUAAAACCUUUUUUCCUCUCUAACCAAAGAACACUGUGGGGGCUGUUGGUGACCAGGCUGAACCCCUGAAGUUUCCCUGGACUAUAUUGUAAAGCAUGCAAGUGCUUAGUGAAUAAUCCAGGCUAACUCUGAAUAAAAGUAUGAGGGGGAGAAAAAAA